Molecule: messenger RNA, 800 nt
Organism: Odobenus rosmarus divergens (Pacific walrus)
Lineage: Eukaryota; Metazoa; Chordata; Mammalia; Carnivora; Odobenidae
Gene: ANTKMT
Product: family with sequence similarity 173, member A
Exons: 5
Coding region: 90-770 (226 amino acids)
Biological process (GO): positive regulation of proton-transporting ATP synthase activity, rotational mechanism; regulation of mitochondrial ATP synthesis coupled proton transport; peptidyl-lysine trimethylation
Cellular component (GO): mitochondrion
Molecular function (GO): protein-lysine N-methyltransferase activity
Source: RefSeq, a predicted model, not a curated record
CCAACUCCGGGCCGGCGCGGGAGGGUUUCGGACCCGAGCCCGGGAGGGACGUCGGGGCGGGACGACCUUGAGCCGCGCGGCCCGCAGCCAUGGAGCAGGACGAGCCGGGCGAGGCGAUGACGGAGCUGCGCGAGCGGCGGCAGGGCGUGCUGGAGCUGCUGCAGGCGGCGGUGGGCUCAAGCCUGGCCGUCUACGCCGCGUGGGCGCUGCUGCUGCAGCCUGGCUUCCGCCGUGUGCCGCUGCGGCUACAGGUGCCCUAUGUCGGUGCAAGUGAGCGGCAGGUGGACCACGUGCUGUCGCUGCUGCGAGGUCGGCCGGGAAAGAUGGUGGACCUGGGCUCUGGCGAUGGCAGGAUCGUGCUGGCCGCCCACAGGUGCGGUCUCCGCCCGGCUGUGGGCUACGAGCUGAACCCGUGGCUAGUGGGGCUGGCUCGGCUGCAUGCCUGGAGGGCAGGCUGUGCCGGCAGCGUCUGCUACCGCCGUGAGGACCUCUGGAAGGUGAACCUGAGGGACUGCCACAACGUGUCAGUGUUCCUGGCCCCUAGCGUGCUCCCACUGCUGGAAGACAAGCUGCAGGCAGAGCUGCCCGAAGGGGCCCGAGUGGUGUCGGGGCACUACCCGCUCCCCACGUGGCAGCCUGUGGCUGUGAUGGGUGAGGGUGUGGACCGCGUCUGGGCCUAUGAUGUCCGUAGUGGUGGGUCGGCCAGUCAGGCCUCCCCAGGACCCAGUUCUGCCUCAGUCCCUGGGGCCCCCAAUUCUCAGGCCGGCUGACCAUUUGGACAAAAUAAAGACUCGGUGGAC